Messenger RNA from Babjeviella inositovora NRRL Y-12698, 1600 nucleotides. RefSeq lists its product as uncharacterized. Gene Ontology annotation, biological process: lipid storage. The coding region runs from base 333 to 1331 and encodes 332 amino acids. NCBI's taxonomy places the organism in Eukaryota, Fungi, Ascomycota, Pichiomycetes, Serinales. The transcript has a single exon. The record is from RefSeq and is a predicted model, not a curated record.
CAAACACACGUCAAAACACUCGAAAGCCCAGGAUAAUCCCCAAACGUCAUUCAGAAGUUAAACAGCGCUGUGAACUGUUUAGAUUUACAACUCCCUGCAGGCCUAUUCUCCACAUAUCACGCAUCGACUCAUUUACGGCCCCCUACGGAGCUAUUCAAUCUUUAGAGAGUCAUUCGUGGUGUUUGAAGAGUCAUACUUUCCAACAUCACUACAGUCAUAUCUUAUAGCGUCUUAUUAGAGUAGCCGUACCGUUUAUUUGUUUUUGACGUCAAAGUGCGAUCAAAACCCCAUCUCAGAUUUGACCCUAACCGAGUCCUCGGCAUCAAUCUCACAUGAAGAUACUCAUCAACAUCCCGGCUUUAGCCAUUACACGCUCCACCAUCUACGUGACAAUUCUCAUUAUAGCCAACACAGCCAUUCUUUUGCCGUGGUCUGUCGUCUGCUUUCUCCGGUUCUAUGAACUUCUCAUUCCCAUCCCGGAAAUCAGAGUUCCGUUGAAUUUCAACUACCAGGUACUGUCACACAAACCGUUCGUGGUGGUAGACUUCCGGGAGCUAUUUGGCAACACAGACACAGGCAUAAACCCCGAAGUGGAGUACGAUUUGACCCUAAACAUAGACGGGUACUGCAGCAAUCCAAAUGGCCGCCCGCAGAUGAUUUCGCGGAAGGUGUCCAUUAUGAACGAAUGGGAGGUACGGAAGCUCGUGGCUCUGCGUGAGGAAGCGAACGACGACGGCAAUUGGCCCAUCAGUGGAAACCUAGCCCUCUCCAAGGCUAUCCAAUACCAACAGUCGCAGCUGUUGGUGAUCACAAAGAGCAACUUCUUCCAAGAGUUUUCCAAUAUCCGCUCGUUCAUGCUCCAUUGCGAUGCCCAGGUGCUCUAUGCGAUGAACCACCAAUGGGUGCCCCUGGCCUUCGCCCCCUUCCUUCCUGGCUACUUCCAGAGCCGAGAUCGCACGGCCAACCAUUUGCAAUUGCUCUUGUUGAAGAGCUUUGUAUUCAAGAACUUUUUGCUCCAGCGGUCCCGGGGCGAUCACCACCAGUUGGUGGUCGAGUUUGCCUCUAACGACGAGGGAAUCAACAUUGAAACCGCCGAGUUACUCUUCCAGGUCAACUGGACGGGCAUCCGGUAUUUUUUGUAUCAUUACCGGCUCACCAGUGCGGCCGUGUUCAUCCCUAUAUUCUGGAGCUUUUCCAGCCUCGGCUGUCUGUUAGUAGUUCUCUUCAUUUGGUUCAGGUUUGCUCCAAGUGAGACAAGUCAACAAAACCACACCGAAAAACCGGAAUUGACACCUCAGCCAGAGGGAGAUCUAGAGCUGGAGCUGCGCUAAUGACUUGAUAUUUUUCCGCGAAGCAAUAGAUAACUCGGAGACGUGAAAGGAAUAGUAAUGGAAGCUAAUGCUAUUAGACCGGAAGGAGGUAACUCGUAAGUGGUAGGCCAUAUUGGCGAUGUGAUUCGAUAAAUUUGUCAACCAACAAAUAACGGUGCAUAAAAGCUUUGUUGGAAUGUGGGAGGGGGACGGUGAGAAUUAUAUGAUUGUGUAGAGAAUAGGCCGGAUAGAAGUUUGGUUAUCUGUAACACGGUACCUGAUUUAAUGGC